AUGAAAAGUAACAUUGGAAAAAGUGAUAGUUUCCAGGUUUAUCGUUCUCAGACUUCUAGUUGCAGUGAGACAUCUAAUUCAUCAAGCUCUUCUGAUAACUCAGAUACACCAUUAAAAAGAUUCAAUCGUCUUGUCAGGACGUCGGUCGCGCGGCAUUGGGCACACUUUAGAAAGAAGAAGUCCAGACUGUUGGUGCGAGGCCGCUCUGUAUCUGACACCGGAUUAUGUUCCAUCGUCGACCGCGAAGUAAACUAUUUGGACAUCGGCUCGGGAAAACACCACUCGUUGCUGGUUUUGGAUGGUGCUCGUCACUAUACCGUCCCUGCGUUAUUCGUGACAGUGCUCGAAGUGUACAUAAAUUAUCAAGUCAUUAGUCGCUUCAAGAAAAUAUUUCGGUCGGCGGGCGGGUCGGCGAGCGCGCUUGGGCUCGAGGAAGCGAGCGACAGCGACGCGGAGCGCCCGCGCAGGCAUCACUUGCGUGUGCCCUCGCCACACUAUAUAGCGCAGUCGACCGGCAACUUCGCGGGCGCGGCGGGUGGCGGGUGCGGGGCGCCGCGCUCCGCGCCCGCCACCCCGCUGCAGCUCGAGUCGCACCCGCGCACCACCAAGCACGACAAGUAA
Parnassius apollo (apollo) is the source of this 621-nucleotide messenger RNA. The record is from the annotation of a GenBank genome assembly. Lineage: Eukaryota; Metazoa; Arthropoda; Insecta; Lepidoptera; Papilionidae.